AUGGUAGACAGCUGUGAAUCAGUAGGUUUUAUGAAUUUAACUGAAUAUGAGGAUUCUAUUGCCAGACGUUUUAAGGAAAUUGACUGCAAAAUUAAGCCUAUAAUCUCUAACUAUUAUAUAUAUGGUGGAAAAACAGCAUGGGUGUCAGAUGUGGCUAAAUUGGUAGCCUUGUUUCUUGAUGAGUUAGUAUUUCCUCUCAGCGAGUCAACUAUUGAGAAUGUUAAAAGUUUAACCCAAUACUUGUACGUACUACCUGAGAUAGUUGAGUUUUGGCUCAAAGAUGUUAGUUUCAAGACCGUUCCGAUGUUCGAGUUUUGCAGGCGAGGGUUCGAAAGCCAGAUCCAGGGUUCUAAGCGACUGAUAAUGAACACUAUUGUCCCGGAUGCCGCCGUGUUGAAUGAAUGUCUCGACGUUCUUGCUGUUAUGUGUAAUUUGAACCCACUAGCAGCAGAAUGGUCUAGUACCCUAUUUUCGGAGAUAGCUGCUAUUCUAUACAAAGGCUACCAAGCUAAUCUUGACUCUCCUACGUCGCUCAGUCAUUAUAUGUUCAAAAGUCGUUGCAAAGCGUUAGGAGAAUUAAUCAAGCUUAUAUCAAAGGAGAAAUUGAUUGCAAGCUUAAAAGACAGUUUACUUGAGGAAUGUCUAUUGAAAAUAAUCGUUUCCCACUCUAGUCUUCAGGAGGAAAAGAGACAGUCAUCUUAUAGUCUAUUGGUCCGUAUUUUCGGAGCCAUUAUUCAGGACCCAUUCACUAACCAAAUGAAUAAAGAAAAUUCUGACGGUUAUCCAACAGUAGAAUUAACCACUUUAUUAUUUUCGGAUAGCAAGAUAGUCGAGCCCUUAAUCAAAAUGGUGCAAGAAGACUUAAUUUCUACAGAUUUGACAACAAGAUCGCAAGUUCUUUCCUUUUUAAGCUCGAUGGUCCAGUUCAGAAGUGAACCAAUAAUUGCCAGUUUGUUUUUAGAUCGGAAAGUAAGACCCAGCGGGAUAUUAUUAGAGAGCUUGACACAAUGGAAAAAGAUGUUUUUUAGAAGUGAUAUGUCUAAAAAUGAGAAUUUAACAUGUUCAGUCCCUGAAAAGUCCCAAUGGUAUGAUUGGAAACUAGAUAAGAAUUCUAUCAUCAGCUUUUUGUUUACAGUACUUACUGAUGAAAUUUCUGAUGAAGCGAACAAACACAAUGUUUAUGCGUUGCUAUUAGACUUAUCAAAAGCCACCGAAGGUCGAAUUAUAGAUCUCUGGGAUCCAAAAGGAAAAAUCAUAAGUCAUAUGGAGACGAUGCUGACUGCGACAAAAGUAGACAGAAUGUGUAUUGAGUUUAUUUGUCAGACAUACCUCAUUAUCCGAGGGUGUGCAAUAUCAGAGGGUAUAAAUUAUAGCUGUUGA
This is a messenger RNA of Eremothecium sinecaudum, 1380 nucleotides long. Its product is annotated as HCL674Cp. Lineage: Eukaryota; Fungi; Ascomycota; Saccharomycetes; Saccharomycetales; Saccharomycetaceae. Bases 1 to 1380 code for a protein of 459 amino acids. The record is from RefSeq and is a predicted model, not a curated record. The transcript is spliced from 2 exons.